AUGAAUAAAAAUGACUUAAUAAAAACUGUGUCUAAAAUAAAAGAAGAAGAACUGAAUGAUUUAUAUGAAUGGUUAAAUAGCUUUACUUUAUCACGUAAAAUAAAAAAUAUACACAGAGAUUUUUCAGACGGAGUAUUGAUGGCUGAAUUGGUAAAUGUUUGCUUACCAAAAUUUGUUGAAUUACAUAAUUAUAGUAAAGCUCAUUCAAUAAAUCAAAAAAAAUAUAAUUGGAAUACUUUAAAUGAAAAGGUAUUUAAAAGAUUAGGUUUUAAAAUUGAUAAAAAAGGUGUUGAGGAAAUUGUUAAUUGCAAAUAUAUGGGUGUAGAAAAAGUUUUACACACUUUUAAAAAUCAACUAAAUAAAUUUCAAAAUGAAACGAAAGAUGAAAAUCUAAAUAUCUCACACGAAGAAAAAGAAAAAGCAAUUAGUGAAAAAGAAAAUUUACCUUUAAAUAAAGAAAAUGAUAUAUUGAAUGAAAUGAAUUCUGAUUUUUUAAAUAAUGAUGAAAUAAUUAAAAUAUUGAAAGAUAAAAUUUUUAAUUUAGAAAAACUGUUAAAAAUUAAAGAUAGUAAAAUAGAAAUUUUAAAUAGAAAAAUUGAUACUUUAAGUAGAAUGAAAAAUCAUUUUUAA
This is a messenger RNA of Plasmodium gallinaceum, 630 nucleotides long. Its product is annotated as conserved Plasmodium protein, unknown function. Gene Ontology annotation, cellular component: axoneme. The coding region runs from base 1 to 630 and encodes 209 amino acids. Lineage: Eukaryota; Apicomplexa; Aconoidasida; Haemosporida; Plasmodiidae. The transcript is spliced from 3 exons. Gene Ontology annotation, biological process: regulation of cytoskeleton organization. The record is from RefSeq and is a predicted model, not a curated record. Gene Ontology annotation, molecular function: microtubule binding.